Mobula hypostoma (lesser devil ray) is the source of this 2390-nucleotide messenger RNA. It is a transcript of the gene abhd3, whose product is annotated as abhydrolase domain containing 3, phospholipase. The transcript has 10 exons. Gene Ontology annotation, molecular function: glycerophospholipid phospholipase A1 activity; monoacylglycerol lipase activity; acetylesterase activity. Gene Ontology annotation, biological process: medium-chain fatty acid biosynthetic process; phosphatidylcholine metabolic process; medium-chain fatty acid catabolic process. Lineage: Eukaryota; Metazoa; Chordata; Chondrichthyes; Myliobatiformes; Myliobatidae. The record is from RefSeq and is a predicted model, not a curated record. The coding region runs from base 99 to 1331 and encodes 410 amino acids.
GGUUGGGCUGAAGGACACAAGAACCUGGUUUUACAAUCUCUUAUGCUCUGAUGUGAAGUGCAAGUAGCUGGACCUCAUUCUAUUCCAGUUGUUAAGCAAUGAUUGAGGUGACAUGGAAUGAGAACUCACUUACCAGAGAUCUGACUGUGUAUUUAGAAAAUCAGGUCAAAAUCAAUCUGUCAAGUUCAGGGAUAGGUUUGUCUCUUUUUUUGGGAAUCGGUGCUGCUUAUGUCUGUUAUUACCUGAGCACAGUUGCAAAGAAGCCACAGCUUAUCACAGGGUCAGCAACACUCUCUAAGUUUCUACGGAGACAUUGUCCUGUGGUAACAGAGACGUAUUAUCCGACCUUUUGGUGCUGGGAAUCAAGAGUCCAGACACUGCUCAGGCCAUUGAUCACUGCUAAACCUUGGGUGGAAUACAGAAAUGAAUUGAUUAAGACAGUAGAUGGUGGACAUAUUUCCUUGGACUGGAAUAAUAAUGAUGACAAUGCACUCUAUCCUGUUCCUGCUACAAGACCGACCAUACUUAUCUUACCCGGACUUACGGGAUCAAGCAAGGAAUCAUACGUGCUCCACAUGGUUAAACAGAGUGAAAGACUUGGAUACAGGUGUGUUGUUUUCAACAAUAGAGGAGUUGCUGGAGAGAGACUUCUGACUCCCAGAACUUAUUGUGCAGCCAACACUGAAGAUUUGGAAAUGGUCAUUUUGCAUGUACGGAAUGCUUUUCCAGAAGCCCCUCUGAUGGCAGCUGGAGUCUCAAUGGGCGGAAUGCUGCUCUUGAAUUACCUGUGUAAGAUUGGUCAACAGACUCCACUGAAGGCAGCAGUAGUCUUCUCCAUUGGCUGGGAUGUAUUUGCCUGCACGGCUUCCCUUGAGAAACCACUUAACCGGAUAUUAUUUAAUUACUACUUAACCAAUCGUCUUCAAGCCUCGGUCUACAGGCACAGGCAGAUUUUGAAUAAAUUAUUUAACAUUGACUAUAUCAUGAAGGCAAAAACUAUCAGAGAAUUCGAUGAACGGUUUACAUCAGUGAUGUUUGGCUAUAAGACAAAUGUUGAUUAUUACAAAGAUGCCAGUCCUUCUCACAAACUGAAGUCUAUUGAAGUUCCUGUCCUGUGUUUAAAUGCAUUAGACGAUGUCUUCUCACCAGCUUAUGCCAUACCUAUGCAAUCUGCCAAACAGAACCCAAACGUUGCACUACUACUAACUGCACAUGGUGGGCACAUCGGCUUUCUAGAGGGAAUAUUUCCACGACGAAUGACUUACAUGGACAGAAUCUUCAAACAGUUUAUACAAGCAGUCGUUGAGCACAAGGAUGAACUGAAAAGUUAGCUGCCUAGAAGAUGGGAUUGAACAUGGAGAAAUGUGGACAAUGUCAUAGAUCAGCCAGCCUGAAUUACAAUGUAAUAGUCCAAAGCCCACAUGGGAGAAGAAUGGUGAGACAUUGAUGCAUGAGGAAAGAACCAGCAAUAAACAACAAUAUAAUAUCUGCGAUAUAAUCUGCAAUAAACUGUACCGUCCAAGAGAAAGCUGCUGGAAAUGUUGACAAUAUAUUAACACUGUGUUUUUGAAUUAAUUUAUUGGUGGGAGAAUUCUGUUUAUUGGGUAUUGAAUUUCAACUCCUUUUAAUGAGCUGUUUGCAGGCACUUAGCUCGAUUUGUCUCGUAUGCCAGCCUCAUUUUCCAAAGAAAUACCAGAUCAAAAUAUGGUACAUAUUUUACUUUAGAACUCAACAAUAUUUGAUUCCUAACAUUAAUUCCUUUGCUGAUUUCUUCAAUGCAAAGGAGAUAUUUCUGUUUAUAGAAACCAUCAAUAGUUGGGAGAAGUUCCUGCUAAUCUAUACUAUUUAGUGACAUAGUGCCACAGCUAUUCUGGACAAAACUACCUGUAAAACCAACUAUGUGCACUUAGAGUUCAUUCACUUUCCCAGAAAAGUUCAGACACCCAUUAAGUAAUAGACAAAUCCAUUUUUAUACAUUAAGUAUUUGGCAAAGGAAAUCUUACAAUUAAUUUUUGUCUUAAUAAGUGUGAAUUAAUAUAUGAGGUGUUCUUUUAUAUGUUAGCUAUUUGUAAUAGAUGUUACAAUCUGCACUGAAGAACUAAAACAGCAGCAUACCUCACUCAAUACACAAGGUUUAGGAAAUAAGUAUGCAAUUAAUAGUGCACAAAUGCUUAGAGCAUUUAUUUGUUUGAUGUAUUUAUUUAUCAAGUAGAGAAGAGCUGUCAGAUUCUUACUGGUUCCCAGAGGAGCAAUCCCACCGGAACUAGUUGCCUUCUCCUUAACUCCCUGUGGCACUAUUCUCCAUGACACACCAUCAAUAUCCCCUUGCUUCUUCCUGCUGCCUCUCCUACACUGAGAUGUAAUUGAAAGUAUCUAAUUAAUCUGUGAAA